Molecule: messenger RNA, 1620 nt
Organism: Nothoprocta perdicaria
Lineage: Eukaryota; Metazoa; Chordata; Aves; Tinamiformes; Tinamidae
Gene: SMN1
Product: survival of motor neuron 1, telomeric
Exons: 10
Coding region: 1-978 (325 amino acids)
Biological process (GO): mRNA processing
Cellular component (GO): nucleus; cytoplasm
Molecular function (GO): RNA binding
Source: RefSeq, a predicted model, not a curated record
AUGGGGGCGCGCGCGGCGCCGAGCUCCGCUGGGGGGGGGCGAGGGCUUAGUGCAAGUGAAAAUGCAGUGCUUGUUCUUGGACAGGUUGAUGGGGAGCACGCUGUUAGUUUGGGAUACAAGGAACCGCAGCAUUCCAGCUGCGGAAGCGCUCUUGGAGCUGCCUUGGAUGGGGCGGAUGGGGGCGCGCGCGGCGCCGGGCAGAGCGACGACUCGGACAUCUGGGACGACACGGCCCUCAUCAAGGCGUACGACAAGGCGGUGGCCUCCUUCAAGAACGCCCUGAAGAACGGAGAGUGCCCGGAGCCCCCGGAGAAGCCGGAGCAGUCGGGGACCAAGAGGAAGAACAACAAGAAGAACCGGAGCAGAAAGAAGAGCAACUCCGCGCCGUCCAAACAGUGGAAAGUUGGUGACAGCUGCAACGCGGUUUGGUCUGAGGAUGGCAACGUCUACCUGGCCACUAUCGCCUCCAUUAACCACAAGAGGGGCACGUGCGUUGUUAUUUACACUGGAUAUGGCAAUAAGGAAGAGCAGAACCUGUCUGACCUCCUUCCUCCRGCCAUCGAUGAAGCAGUAAAUGAGAUGGGGAAUUCGGGGGAGAAUGAAAAUGAGACUCAGUAUUCGACAGAUGAAAGUGAAAAAUCUUCCCAGUCACCUCGAAACAAAAACUGCACAAAAGCCAGAUUCUCUCCUCGCAAUUUACGUUUUCCCAUGCCCCAUGCAACGCCAGCUCCAGGAAAGGCUGGAUCGAAAUUCAACCCACCUCUGCCGUUUUUAUCCUGCUGGCCCCCACCCUUCCCAACAGGACCCCCGCUGAUUCCUCCUCCACCUCCUAUGGGGCCAGAUUGUCCUGAGGAUGACGAAGCGUUGGGGAGCAUGCUGAUAGCCUGGUACAUGAGCGGUUAUCACACCGGGUAUUACCUGGGCUUAAAGCAGAGUCGAAUGGAAGCUGCCCUAGAGAGAGAAUCCCAUCCUAAAUAACUGAAUAUCCAUCACUGUCUUGCAGGACUCCAGGUACAAGUCUCUCCCACGGAGAGGGAUAUAUCACUUGUGAAGCGGUUGAUGGUGAAGAUCAGAAUUUUAUCAAGACAACCUCAACGUUCUGUUAAUAGUGAUAUAAUUAGUAGAUAAAUUACUGGAGACUAGAAAUUCUAUGUGCUUUGAAACAGGUUAUUUCUUAGYAACAUCCAGUCAACCAUAUAUUUAGUAAGCAUUGCAGCAAUGGAAAAAAAAAAAUCAGUAAAAUGCUCUUUAUUUCCUCAAAACAAUAUUAAGCCUAAUGUGAAUUAAAAAAAAAGUGAUAAGAUUUCUUUCAGUGUGUGGUUUAACACCUCUUGUAACUAUUUUAUCUUGUAUUCCUUAGAGUUUUGAUUUAUUUUUUUUUCCUCCUCUUGUGUUACAAGCCCAGUGCUUUUCGCUGGAGCCAGCGCGGUAUUUCCUGCCAAGCCGUGGUUAUGGCAGCAGUGUCCAUUGCUGAGCUGCUGCUGGCACUGACCUAGAAAACAGUGCGCUGCCAGAGUGAGCGAGAGGCCUAUUUUUAUAAUUAGCUGAACUUUGAAAGGUUGGUUUGUUUGUUUGUUUGUUUCACAUGCCUGUGAAUAAAGGUUCCUUUCAAACUUUGAA